This is a messenger RNA of Linum trigynum, 4117 nucleotides long. The record is from the annotation of a GenBank genome assembly. NCBI's taxonomy places the organism in Eukaryota, Viridiplantae, Streptophyta, Magnoliopsida, Malpighiales, Linaceae.
GAUUCCAAGGGGUAGAUUGAGUUAGGCGAUAAGAAAAAUCAGAAAAUAGGCGCAUUUCGCAAACCAAAGAAAAAAAUGACACAAUUUGACCUCCAACCUAGUACCUUAUAGCGGUCGACCCGGCGGUUGAGUGCGGCUCGUUUUUCUCACCGGGUCAGGGUUAAAUUGGGUCGACUCGCGGGUCAACCCGCGGCUUGACAACCUUGGGCCGAAUUGAUUUUCGAACUCACGUGUGGCAUCUUGGUUUACCGAAUCGGGGGUGGAACUGGAAGUAACCACCGGUUGUAGGUGCGCCGACGGCUGUCAAUAGUUAGGAAGGAGUAUAUAAUAAGAACUCCGAGGAGAGCAAAAGACGAACCGACAUCCUCGUUCACACCUCUGUAUCCCUAUCUGAGUCGCGAGUUAAGAUGGGUUGGGGUUCAGUUUGAAGCUUAGAAAGAAACCUCCUGCCGAAACAGAGUCGGGCAGAGAGCAAGAUUGGAUUUUUAUUUUCUGUUCCUCUCUCUGUGGUGUCGGUUGGAGUCAGAGAGUUCGAUUCGACGCAGUCAGCAAACCAGCUGAGUAAGAGUAAGACUACUUAUCAAUCCCUUUUCCCUUUUGGUUUCGGCGUCAGAAUCUCAAUUCUAUACUGCAGCGGUGGCGAGAGGGAGAUCUCUCUUUAUCUCUUUCCGCCCCAAUUUGGUUUCCUAGUCGGGAUAGGAAAAUCACUUUCUCUGUUUCGCACAUAUAUGCUUAUGCUCAGAAGCAUUUAACCCCAAAUCCCUCAAACACGGCCGAGGAAGAAUUGUGUCGACAUUAGGUUCUGAUUGAGGGCACCAUGGCUGAUGAUUUGAAGGAUUGGUCCGAAUUGGGAGAGGAUCUUCUGCUUAUGAUCGGGCAACGGUUGAUCACUCUAGACGAUAUCAUUAGAAUCCGAGCUGUUUGUAGUCCAUGGAGGCGAGCCCUUCGAGCCGAGCAGUUGCGCAGGUUCUCCCCAUCCUCGCAUUGGCUCAUGCUGCCUUAUUGCAGCAGCGACAACAUGAACAUGAGUACUCCUAUUAGCAGGCAUACUAGUUCCCCAGACGUGGACCUGGCCAUUCCCAGCAUUGGUUGCAAAGGUUCCGAAACCUGCCGCUGCUUUUUUGACGUUGUGCUGCAUCAAUUUCACCACAUCGAGUUCCCUGGACAUCUACGCAACAAAACCUGCUGUGGAUCCACAAUGGGGUGGCUGUGUAUGGUGGGAGAUACGCCCGCUAUGUCCUUGUUUAACCCAGUUACUAAGACCGAAAUCUCUCUUCCGCCCAUCACGUCUUUCCCUGACGUGUUUGCCUUCGACCCUGAAAAACUCCGGCUUGAAUACCUGCUUCGAGAUUACACUGGCUUCACGGUAUCACGGGGAAAGAAGUCUAUGGAGAAGAAGUACAUAAUGAAAGUUGCUAUGUCAGCCGAACCCACUACAGAGGAAUGCAUUGUGAUGGCCAUCCGUAGGAAUGCCGAUCAUCGCUUAGCGUUUUGCAGGCCUGCGGAAAUUGAAGCGGGGUGGAUAUUCGUUCCUCAUGUGGAGGAGGAUGGAAUAACCUCAAGGAUUGCUUAUGCGGAUAUGGUUUUCUGGAAGGAUCAGUUUUAUGCUCUUGACUUUGAUGGGAACGUUCUGGUGUGUGAUUUCUCUGCUAACCCACAUUAUCCAACCCUUUCAUACUUUUUGUCUCCCGGUGCGUUUGCUAUGUGCGAGACUCUAUAUUUGGUUGUAUGUCCCGCUGUUGUUACGGGAGAGGAGGAUGAGUUGAUGGUGGUGACUAGGCAUGCAAGUUUCAUUUUCAAUGAGGAAAUUGAAGUUGAUCCAGUUGUUGCUGAGGACAUUGAUCCUAUCGCUGAUGAUGAUGAUGAUUGUCAUACGAAUGUAUUUGAUAGUGAUUCCGACGAUGAACAACUAGGCACUAGAGCAGGAGGAGGAAGCUUAGGUGUAGUUGCCACCAAACCUUACUGGACCGAGAAAUUUCAAAUUUUCAAGCUCAAUAAAGGAGCAGAAGGAUGGGAUAGAGUGGAGAGCAUCGGUGAUUUUGCCUUGUUUCUGGGUUUCAACACACCUGGUACUUUUGUCUCCAUCAAAGACUAUCCUGGAUUAAUGCCCAAUUCCAUUUAUUUCAGCGAUGAUCUGGUCGAGUUCCAUUAUCAUCCACGAUGGAAGAAUCAAGCAGCCAUUUUGGAUUUGGUUCGUGAUGAAUAAUCAUGUUGAGAUCUCAGUUUUGCGUUAUUGGUUGUAUGGAUGAGGUGUGGUAUAAACCCGUCUAAGUAUGGAAUGCCUCUCCUUUACCUGCACGAGUUGACUUGACUACUGCCUGUAUAUCCCAGGUUAGCCACCAUCUCCUUCAGGUUGCUUUGGCACAUUGAUGAAGCCCAGUUUUCAAGCAUUUGUACAUUGUUACCCCUUGCAUUGAUGCAAUACCUUUUUAGUCGCUUUUUUCAAUUAUGCUUUACUCACAAACAUAUGCAGAUUUGUUUUGCAGUUCAAGAGAUUAACUAAACCUUUUCUUUCUUUUGUUUGGCUCAAAUGUUGUGUUGAGAAGCCUCUUAAAUGAGGUAGCUUGUUGUUGCUUUUAUGGUACUGAUUGCAGCAUUGCUCUUCAAGUGGUUCUGCUUCUCUUCCAUUGGGGGCUUUGCUCUCCACCUAGUGUUGUUUUACUGUCCACGGGGGAUAGCAGUCAAGAGAGAGAAGACCAAAUCGAUCUCAUGAUUGCAGCUAAGGAAGUACUGUGACUGUAUCUUAUUCAUCAAACACUUGCGUACUGUCAUUUAAGCCUUUGUUCUGUAAUUAAGAUGCUAGAUUUUACCUUUCUAUAGCUCUCUUUCAAUUGUGAGGCUGGAUUUGACAUGAUUUUCGGCUUCUUUCAGAUUUUACAUUCCAUUUAUGAUUUAUCUCAUUCGACAUUUCUUGUUUUCUCCAUUGAGCACUGAUGAUUUUUUCUUUAUUCAGUGUGGACAUGCUUCCUUUGAGUUGAUCUCGAAAUGGAAGCCUGAUGGUAUUCAUAUGCACAUACGUUUAUGUUCAGGCAAACCAUGUGAUUCAGAGCCCUUCUCUAGCCAAUUCAAUAUGUUCUUCUUUACUGAACAAAAUGCGGUUAGCCUCAUGUGUGUUUAUGUAUGCAUAUGCGUUGUGUGUUAAGAUUAAUCUGAAUUUCAAAAAAGUUUCCCUUCAGGUUCACAUCAUUGGUCGGCGACAUGAAGACCAUCAGAAGAAUUACCUGCAUCAAUCCAGAAUUUAAUCAAGGAUUCAGCUACCAUCAGUCUAAAAUUUAUUCAAGUUUUCAUAAAUUACCUGCACUCCUUUUUUACUUCCAUUCUUUGUACACAACCAGUCAUUUGUCUCUUUAGGAGAUGUGGUGAUUGGAUGUAUUUCCGGUGUGAAUGGAUGUUGAUAAAGUCGCACAAGAGUGAAAUCUAUGAUGUGAAACUUAGGUUUAUGGAUAAUAUUUUGCUUUCAAUUUGCAAGACAUUCAAUUGUUCUUUGAUUAUAUAUCAGUAAGCUGCAAUCCAUGGGUUCACUUUUGUCUGUCUGUUUGCGGUAGGUUGGGAAUCCAAGCCACAUCGUAUUAGAAGUGAUUGUUUAGAUCAGACCGUACAAUGUGGUUCGGAUCGUGAGGUCAGAAUUACAGUUUGAUAUGACUUGCGAUUUCCCUCUUUAGUGUGUGGUCCGACACAGUAUGAAUCGCAAAAAAAUUGAGGUUAAACAUGGUAGACCGUGACCCACUACCCACUAAUUCAAAACAAAAUAAUAAUCUAUCUCCAUUUAUGCAUUUGGAACAACAAACCACGCUUGAUUAGGGUUGCAAAUAAGCCACACUGCUCAUGAGCGGCUCAAUAUUCGACUUGGAGAAAAUUUGCUCGAAAUUGAACUUGUUUACUAACAAAUUUGAGCUCAGCCUUGUUUAGCUUGUGAGGAAAUCGAGUUCGGUGGCUCAUUAAGGUUAACUCAUGAGCUGGCUUGUUAUGAGCUCAUGAGUUAGCUAGACAGUGUGGAUAGCGAGCCAAUCAAUUAUCGAUGUAUUAGUGAAUCGAUUUAUAACUUACGAGUUGACUUGUUGAUAGUCCAUAAAUUUGUUAGAUUGCAUAUUUUACACUAUAAAAUUGGUUAAAGCAU